This is a messenger RNA of Brassica napus (rape), 1552 nucleotides long. RefSeq lists its product as uncharacterized. The transcript has a single exon. The record is from RefSeq and is a predicted model, not a curated record. The annotation marks the transcript as partial. NCBI's taxonomy places the organism in Eukaryota, Viridiplantae, Streptophyta, Magnoliopsida, Brassicales, Brassicaceae.
CUCAAGUUUUGGAACAUUGACUAAACCUAAGCAAGGCAUAUAAUUUGGUAGGAUAAACAUCCUUUCAACUAAAGUGAGUUUCAUGUAAAGUUUGAUCAUUCUUUUAUUUUAUUUGAGAAAAAAAUUAAUAUAUGUUCAAAUUUGGCAUGAGGUAUGAAAAGAAAUUUCUCAAGUUGAAAUAGGCUAUUUUAUCCUAUAAAAUUUCAAAAUUUCUAGCAGAAACAAAAGAAAAACGUGAUUCCAAACAUGGUUAGAGCUUAACUGAUUAAAUGGCCGUAUCAUUUAAGUGUUGGCAAAUCCGAUUUUUUUGCCGGGCCUAGAAUGUAUCUUCAACUUCACCCGUGGGCCCACUAGUGAGUGAACUGAAUUGUGUAAAAUUCUGGAAAACAAUUUCUUUGCUGGUGGUCGGUCUCUCAUCAAAACAACAAAACAAGCAUUCCAUGUUGUUGGAUAAUUACAAUUAACUUGAGUAGCAAGUUAACUCAUUAAAGUGAAGUUUGAUGGGUUAAGGAAAAAGGAAAAAGGAAAACAUAUCGAGCUUAGGAAUGUUUCCAUAUAUUAUUAUUAGGAAAAGAUGUAGCUUCUUCCUAUAUAAAGAGUUCUCAUGCAGAGAUGUUCCAUCAAGAGAAACACAUUGAAAGGUUUAGUUUUGAGAGAGUUUCUAAAUCUAAUAAGAAGAGAAGUUCUUAUAAUCUUUGUGUUUGUGCAAGUUUAAUUGGUAUCAGAGCUCCAGGUUUCGAAGGUCGUUUACGAGAGGAGUUGUAACUUCGAUCAAAACAUGGGAGACGAUUCUCAAGCACAUGAUAAAUGUCUUGAGAUGAAGAAGGACAUACGAUGUCCGAUGCUAACAUCGACCAACUACACCGUAUGGUCGAUGCGAAUGAAAGUGAUGCUUCGUUUAUACGAAGUUUGGGAUACAAUUUAUCCAGGGAGUAACGAUGCAAAGAAGAACAAUAUGGCGAUUGCUCUAAUCUUUCAAUCAGUCCCGGAGGCGCUAAUACUUCAGAUUGGAGAACAUGAUACAUCGAAGAAGAUUUGGGAAGCUAUCAAAUCCCGUAACCUAGGUGCUGAUCGCGUGAGAGAAGCAAGGUUACAAACUUUGAUGUCUGAGUUCGAAAAACUGAAGAUGACAGACACAGACACGGUGGAUGACUACGCAGGAAAACUUUCAGGCUUAGCAUCGAGAGCAGCCGCGUUAGGAGAGAUAAUGGAAGCAUCAAAGCUGGUAAAGAAGUUUCUGAAGGGACUUCCAAGAACGAAGUUCAUUCACAUCGUAGCUUCGUUAGAACAAGUGUUGGAUCUAAAUUCAACAGGAUUCGAAGACAUUGUUGGGAGAUUGAAGGCUUUCGAAGAACGCAUCAAAGAAGAAACCCAAGAUGAAGAUCAAACGAAGCUAAUGUUUGUAAAGAAUGAUGCACAAGGUCGUGGAAGCCAUAGCAACUCGCGAGGAAGAGGCAGAGGUAGAGGUUAUGGUGGAAGAGGAAGAGGACGAGGAAGGUCUAAUGGUUCUGAUGGUCAUAACAAAGGAGGAGAAGCUUCAGACAAGACCAAG